Paramuricea clavata is the source of this 710-nucleotide messenger RNA. The record is from the annotation of a GenBank genome assembly. NCBI's taxonomy places the organism in Eukaryota, Metazoa, Cnidaria, Anthozoa, Malacalcyonacea, Plexauridae.
CAACUGUGUUUGAGAGUAACGUUAAUAAAAUUCGCGAUAAAAACACGGAGAGAUUAUCGACACGCGUGGGCGCCACGCAACGUAUUUCCGUGCGUGAUAAUAUUCGUGAAGGGAACACAGUCGAACAAACACGCGUGAAACCCACGCGCAGCAAAAAUGGGGCUGGCGCAUCGAGUUCAUUUGAUUCAAUGUGGGCGGAAAGAGGGCACGAACUGGAAGAAAUAGAAAACGCGCGUAGAAAGGAAUUAGAUAAACAAAUGCAUGAUGCAAAACUUAAAUUAGAAAUGGAAAUGAAUCGAGCUAAAGCAGAGCAUGAAAUACUAGUGAAGCGAAGGGAAAUAGAGCGACAACAAGCCGAACUACGUCAGUUAGAAGAAAUGUAUGGUGCUAGUACCAGGCCCCUACAAAGAGAUAAGGACAGCAGAAGUGACAAUGACAAUGUUAUCGAUUAUCAUAGUCAACAACCUCAAAAUACAACUACUAGUGAUACCAUCCCACAAAAUCCACUGCAUGAAAGUCCAGGUCAAUUACAAUAUUUAUUAGAAAGACAACAAAAUACGAUGGACGAAGUAGUCAGAGGCCUGCGAAUGCCACAGCGGGAGUAUAUGAAUUUUUAUGGUGAACCACGAAACUUUCCACUAUUCAUAAAAAAUUUCGAAGUACAUGUAGAGAGUAAAGAAGCAAUGAUGCAGAUCGACUCAACUACCUGA